GGAGACAGCUCUUAAUUCCUACACUAUCUCUAUACUGCUGGCGCAGCACAAUGCCUCUUUUUUUAUUCUCUCAAGGGAGAGAAUAACAUGUUUUCCAUACUUGUUUUUAUUCAGAUUCACGUGACUGCUAGUUUGGGAUCAUGUGACGCAUCAUGGCUGCGCCCAGCUGGCUCUGGGUUCCCCAGCUGUUCCUCUAUUUGGUAGUCCCCUCGUCGGCCGGGUUCGUGGCCGAAACGUUAGAGCAGGUCUGCGGUAGCUGUGCUGGGCCCAUGAGAAAUGAGUCCGCAGUAGCCGUUUUCUGCGGUUCCCGGGUGGGUUCGGUUCGGCGGGGCCGCUGCUGCUUAGAAAGGGACAAGAAGAUUGUUUUGGGGUUGGAUUAUGGAAACUGCUCAUUGCAUCAGUUGUGCUCUAGCUUCCAGGAAGUGAAUACAGCUUUUGUCAUUGAUCUGACUGAUAAUCCAUUAGAAAGUGUGCUUGAAGACCACUUCCGAGGAUUCACUCAGCUGCAGACCCUUGCUUUGCCCCAGAAGCUGGAUUGUCCUGGAGGCAAUGAAGUAUGGAAAAAUAUCACCAUCCAAGGGGACAAUCGUAUCUGUCAAGAUCAAAGGAGCUCCUGCAAUGGCUCAUUGGGACCUGUUUGGGUAUGCCCAGAGGGAUCACUUUGUAGUUCUGACGGACCCGGCUUGUCUCAGUGCCUCUGUGUAGAGCCAUACCAUGGCUAUAAAUGUUUGCGCCAGGGCAAUUUUCCAUACCUGCUUUUCUUCGGAACUUUGGGAGUCAUCACCAUCACUCUCUCCACCUUCCUUUGGAUCACACAGCGCCAUAAAGCGAAAACCCUUUAAUGGCCUCUCCAUUCUCCAGGUCCACCAACACUUCACAAAGGAGGUGGGAGUUUACAAGUCUUGUCUGCUGUUACCCUUUGGUUUUGGAACUGGAGAUUCCCAAUUUUUCUGGGGGAAAUAAUUUUUGGAUUAGAGCCUUUCAGAGUGGUUAUGCUCUGUUACAUGUUCGAACACAUGGGAGAAUACUGUAGCAGUUAUUGUACAGGAACACAUUAUUUCCAACUGGACCUGUUAAUUGGCCAAUGCAUACAAGUUGGGGCUAUCAAUAAAAUGUAAAAAGAGAACUGGGGGAAAUUAAUGUCUUAUUGAGUGAUAUUCUUUGGAGUGUUCAUUUAAUUUCUAAUAAAGUAAAUACAACUAAUCAGGGUUGUGACUGGAUAUGACGAAAACCAGUGCUUGUGUGACUCCUGAUUGCUUAGGGCUUAAUCCAGAUUUCUUUCUUCUACUAUUAGAAUCAGGGAGCCUGAGGAAAAAGUGCUAGUUAGAAGCAGUAUAAGGGUGCUCUUUUUCAGGGGAAGUUUUUCUGGGUCUGGAAUAUUCAAAAGAGAGCUUAUGAGACACUCAACCCCAUCCUUACUCCUGUUACUUCAAGAAAUCUUUUGGAUUCUACCAUAAAGGGACCCAGUUGUUCUGCCUUAAAAUUUAAGGGUUUAUUUUAAUAAAUAACUGAAGCAUAUUUAUUUCUCUAGCCUUUACUCUUUUUUGGGACCUGAUUACUUCCAAAAUAUCUGCUCUGCUCUUUUUCCCCAUGCAUAUUACGGAAAGCUUGCAAGUUUGCCCUCUUUCUUUCUUCAAAUGUCUUCUGCAAAUCAUGAAGCAGUCGGAGAAACUAUCUGUCUGCAUUCCAGGGCAAAGUUGAACUAAUAAUGCUGGAUAGCCAUUUGUCUGGAACGGUAUAGAGUUUCCUGCCUAGGCAGGGGGUUGGACUAGAAGACCUCCAAAG
Thamnophis elegans (Western terrestrial garter snake) is the source of this 1785-nucleotide messenger RNA. RefSeq names its product all-trans retinoic acid induced differentiation factor (gene ATRAID). The record is from RefSeq and is a predicted model, not a curated record. Gene Ontology annotation, cellular component: intracellular membrane-bounded organelle. NCBI's taxonomy places the organism in Eukaryota, Metazoa, Chordata, Lepidosauria, Squamata, Natricidae. Gene Ontology annotation, biological process: positive regulation of osteoblast differentiation. The transcript has 7 exons. Bases 153 to 842 code for a protein of 229 amino acids.